AUGAAGCGAUGGAAGUUCAAACCGUUUGAGGGCAAGGAUGUACGAAAGAGUACGGUUCCCUCUCCUCCAAGAGGCCCGACCAACGACACGACCAAGCUAGAGUCUUCACUGGUCUCCAUUCUCGAGAUUGAGGACAUCAAAUACGAUCUACGCGCAUUUGGUGGCCUCAUGAUGCCAAACCUCGUUCCCCAGAUUGGUUCUAAUCCAGCGCUGGACACCAGCAUAUCUGCUCUGUUGGCCCUGUACCGUGUCCGCUUGUACAACUACUCCAAAGUGGAUGCCUUGACCAAGUAUGGCCAGGCGUUAAGGUCUAUGAGGGAAACAUUGAACGACCCAGCUCAGUCAAUACGUGUUCCUCUGCAGACGUGGGUCGAUCGCAAGAACGCAGAGCCGCACCGACAAGUUGUGUCACAUCUAUUUCGAGAGGCCAUCACACAAGGAAAAUUAUCAGAGAUUGAACCAAGCUACGUCUACGGUCUUUGCCAGUUAGCUGUCUAUGCAAGCUGGUUGAACCCCAAUUUCCAAUUAGGCCAGUGGUUCUGGGACGCCUGCCGGACUGUCGAUAGCCCUCGGCCCGUCAGAUAUCAUCAAGGAUCCUUCCUUUGCCUCGAAGUUGGAACUAUGGCCGAGGUGACACACUACUUAAGUGACCCAGAACGGUAUCUUGCCGGACUGGAAUGUGUGUAUCGCCUCUUUCAAGUAGAGAAGCCACAAGUUCGCCAUCUCCUCGCGCUGUCGACAAUGAGCGCACUGUCACCAACUGCCACUCCAAUGGACACCAAAGUAUGCGCAUCCUACCGAUUUGCUUACACGAUUAUGCUUGGAUUAGGGUCAAUUCUGAACUACUUCAUCCGCAUAUUCGACAGCAACCCCAUACUUCUUGAAGAGUCGCACCAUAUCAUUGACGAGUCUAUCUGGGUGGCUCAUGAGUACUCCCAACUUCGGCCCUACGGAGCUACCUUCGUACCUGACUACCUGAAGAUGGUAUGGGCAUCUAUAACCGACUUUCACCGUUCUACAGAGAUUGAAGCCAUACUCAUCGACUAUCAAAAUGAUUUUGAGGGCGCAGCAUAUCUGGAAGAGGCACUUGCAAUAAAGCAGCGCCUUCAAAGGACGAAAAAGGCUUAUGCUCGUCCCAGGGCAGUUCAAGAACCCCCCAGCGGUACAAAGCUGCUGGACGCAGAUGCUACACAUCACCCAUCAGCAAUGAGCGAGUGUAUUGUGCUCUAG
This is a messenger RNA of Neoarthrinium moseri, 1230 nucleotides long. RefSeq lists its product as uncharacterized. The coding region runs from base 1 to 1230 and encodes 409 amino acids. NCBI's taxonomy places the organism in Eukaryota, Fungi, Ascomycota, Sordariomycetes, Amphisphaeriales, Apiosporaceae. The record is from RefSeq and is a predicted model, not a curated record. The transcript has 3 exons.